AUGGCCGACGAGCUUCCUAUGCCGGCAGAUCAAUGCCAGGCGGACCCAGCUUGUCUCAAGGAAUAUGGUUCCCUUCAUUAUAUCCCGAACUCGGGGCUCAACUAUGCCUCGGCCGGGUUUUUCGCCGCGAUUCUCAUAGCGCAGAUAUAUCUUGGUGUUCGUCACAAGACAUGGGGAUUUAUGGCGGCCAUGAUUGGCGGCACAGUCCUUGAAGUUGUCGGCUAUGUAGGCCGUAUCAUGAUGAUUAAGGAUAUCUUCGACCAAAACAACUUCAUCAUCUACCUUGUGGGUCUGACAAUCGGUCCUGCUUUCUACGGAGCAGCCAUAUACCUUAGCUUGUCACGGAUCAUCACCAUUUAUGGUACCGGACUCUGUUGGUUGAAGCCAAAAACUGUUACGGUCUUGUGGAUUGGAUUCGAUUCUGUAUCGCUAUUGUUGCAGUCGGCUGGUGGUGCCAUCUCCUCGAUGGCAGACACCAAAAGCCAAAGCGACAUGGGCCUGAACAUCAUGAUCGCAGGUCUGGCAGCUCAGGUUGCUGCUACUGUAGCAUUCUGCGCUGUCUGCCUUCAGCUUUGGCUUGCAAUUCGCCGACAUCCUCAAAAAUUGAGCGUCGAGUACGCAGUAUUCCGCAAUAGCCGCAGAUUCAAGUUGUAUUUGUGGGGUCUUGCUAUCUCAGUACUGGUGAUCUUGAUUCGAUGCAUUUACCGUCUGCUCGAGUUGAUGGGUGGUUACGACAGUGAGCUGGCUAACCACGAACUCACUUUCGUGAUAUUCGAUUCCGUGAUGAUGGUCAUCUUGUGUCUAGCAUUGACGAUCGGACACCCUGGAAUAAUGUUGGGAGAUAUCUGGCACCGCGCCACAUUCUCCUUUCGCAAGAAGAAGGAUACUGCCAUGGAACCAUUCAGGAAGAACUAUGACGACAGUAGUCGAGCAAGCUCUCAGGUCAAUCUCAGUCAACCAGAGGCCACACCACUCCAAUCUUUCACUGCAUAUCACCCAGGCUACGAACGCGUGUCAAAUGCAUAA
Molecule: messenger RNA, 1026 nt
Organism: Exophiala bonariae
Lineage: Eukaryota; Fungi; Ascomycota; Eurotiomycetes; Chaetothyriales; Herpotrichiellaceae
Exons: 3
Coding region: 1-1026 (341 amino acids)
Cellular component (GO): plasma membrane; fungal-type vacuole
Source: RefSeq, a predicted model, not a curated record